UCAUGAUUCACUAAUUCCAACAUACUUUUCCGAUAGGACUUCAACACAUAUAUCACUUUCGUCUUCUAUCCGUUCACAUAUCUACUCUCUGUUUUGAACCUAUUGUCGUCGAAAUUUUAACCCCUCACCUAAAAAGAUCCAUCGUAUUUUCGCCACCAUCAAAAUUCUACAUGCAUCUAAGCUAGUGGCGGUGCCAUUGUCUUUCUCUUUCUCUAUCAAAUUAAUGUCAUUGCUUAAUAGAAGCAAAUCUAUGAAACUGUUUCUCUCUCACUUAAUCCUCAACCCCAUUAUUUAUCAACAAUCCAUUAGAUUAGUUAGAAGUUUUAACUCAUGGUCUCUUGCCAUUAGAAAUGCUUCUUCACCCCACAAAGCACUUCACCUUUACUCCCAGAUGCACCGCUUGUCCCUCCCCUUCGACACCUUCUCUAUCCUCUUCACUCUCAAAUCUUGUACCCAUUUGCAGAACCUUCCCCUGAUCCGUCACCUCCACUCCCAUCUCCUGAAACUCGGCUUCGACACCCACGUCUACGUUGCAACUUCCCUUCUACAAGCGUACGUUGGGGCCUCGUCUGACGAUGCCCAUGCCCUGUUCGAUGAAAUGCCCGAGAGGAACACGGUCACGUGGAAUACGAUGGUUUCAGGCUAUUCAAAAUCGGGUAAUGUUGAAAAGGCGCGGAAUUUGUUUGAUGGAAUGCCUGUGAGGGAUGUUGCCUCGUGGUCUGCAAUGAUCGCGUGUUACAUGAGUAAUGGCCUUUGGGAGAAUGGGUUAGUACUCUUUCGUGAAAUGUUAUUGCUCGAGGAUUUAAAACCAGACCGAGUGACAUUGUGUUCGAUUUUAGCGGGAUUUUCUCACAUGGGUUCGAUAGGAUUGUUGGGAAAAUCGGUUCAUGCAUAUACGCUGAAAAACGGUUGGGAGUUGAACGCGGAACUUGGUACUGUUCUUGUGGUCAUGUAUGUCAAGUGUGGAUAUCUUAAGAAUGCUAGUCAUGUAUUCAGUUUGAUGGAAGGCAGGAACGUAGUGUCAUGGACUGCUCUGAUUUGUGGAUCAGCACAACACGGAUAUGGCAAAGAAGUGUUGUCUAUUUUCGAUAUGAUGAAACAAGCCGGUGUUAGACCAAAUGAAUUGACAUUCACAGGGGUUCUUACUGCUUGUGCACGAGCAGGGUUGGUGGAGGAAGGCCACGGAUACUUCAGAAUGAUUGAGGGAUACGGAUUGAAGCCUACAAUUCAGCACUAUGGGUGCAUGGUCGACAUGUUUGGGAAGGCGGGGCUGUUGGGGGAAGCUUACGAGGUCAUUAGAACGAUGAGACUUAAACCUAACGUCGUUGUUUGGGGUUCGUUUUUGUGCUCGUGUAAGCUGCAUAAGCAAUUCGAGAUGGCGGAGAGAGUGUUUGAUCAGGUUAUGGAGACGGUGAAACCUGAAAACGACGGAGGGGUUUAUACUCUUAUUUCUGAUUUGUAUGUUUUGAGUGGAAAAUGGGAUGAUGCAGAAAGAGUGAGGAAGUUGAUGGUAAAUCAAAAUGUCAAGAAGACAAGAGGAUCUAGUUUCAUCAGAAGUGGAGCAGGGUUUUAGAAAACUUGCGUUUGACAUAACUUUAGGUCACUUGGCUUAUUUUUGUUUUUUGUUCAAAAUUUAGUUUUGAACCGAAUAGUAAUAUUUUUCGAUUCGUCGAUAUCCACAAAGUGAAAAUUUUAG
Messenger RNA from Rhododendron vialii, 1696 nucleotides. Its product is annotated as pentatricopeptide repeat-containing protein At5g66520-like. Lineage: Eukaryota; Viridiplantae; Streptophyta; Magnoliopsida; Ericales; Ericaceae. Gene Ontology annotation, biological process: RNA modification. The record is from RefSeq and is a predicted model, not a curated record. The transcript has a single exon. Gene Ontology annotation, molecular function: RNA binding; protein binding. The coding region runs from base 224 to 1573 and encodes 449 amino acids.